Suillus fuscotomentosus is the source of this 654-nucleotide messenger RNA. RefSeq lists its product as uncharacterized. Lineage: Eukaryota; Fungi; Basidiomycota; Agaricomycetes; Boletales; Suillaceae. The record is from RefSeq and is a predicted model, not a curated record. The coding region runs from base 1 to 654 and encodes 217 amino acids. The transcript is spliced from 3 exons.
AUGGAUGGAUAUAUACCUAUUCUAAAUCCAGAACAAAUCACGCCUGAACGUGAUCGACACUCCCAACGCGAGCAUGACAGGCUCAAUCGACUUCAAAUGACUUCUCCUACCAGGCGCAAUCGUCGUCGUGCUGCCCAUGAUAAUCAGGACAGGCCUCUGCCUCCUGCACCACAGCCAAAUUUCAUGCCGGCUAAUGUGCCACAAGCAGGACCCGUUCCACGACCUUUUGCUUGGCAACCUCCCCCUCACUUUCCAUAUGAGCCACUACCAGUCGGGCAAUAUCCUGGCUUGCCACGAAAUGCAAUUGCACACGUGCAGCGUGCUCAUCAUGUUCCUCCAAUUGAUUACAAUGCACGCUUGAAUGAGCGAGUGAAUGCUGCUCAAAAUGACAGACGCCGUCAACGUGCUCAUCGUCGGCGACAAGACAGAGAUGAGAUAAGACAGCAGGUGCAAGAAGUGCUCAUGGCAGCUGGGAUGCAGCCUCCACAGGCGCCUCACAUUCCUGAUGAUGAACCUGUUCAACCUGCUCCUCCUGCUCCCCCUGUAUAUGGCGCUGUUCAUUAUGAGGGCGCAGUUGGUCCACAUAACAUUGACAAUCCCCUCCGCUACUUUGCACUUUCGACAUCAUUUCCAAGAACAGCAAAUGGAAAAUGA